UAUGGCGCUGCGGGGCUGGCGGUCGGUGGCCGCGCUCGGUCUGUGGGGCCCCAGGGGCACCGGGGCCGGGGCACGCGGCCUUCCCAAAGUCCCUGCCGGGCUCGCUGGGCCCAGCCUCUGGUGCAGAAUUACAGGUGGAAGAAGGUCCGUAUCUUUUUCUGUGGGUGCUUCAGGCGUCUUUGGAAGUGGAGGCAACAGCGUGAAGGGGAGGCUUUCCCUGCUGGACAUAGCUGAGCUGAUUCGGGCUGGAGCCUGCCAGAGGGUGAUUGUCAUGGUGGGCGCCGGCAUCAGCACACCCAGUGGCAUCCCAGACUUCAGAUCUCCAGGGAGUGGCCUCUACAGCAACCUCCAGCAGUACAAUAUCCCUUACCCUGAAGCCAUUUUUGAGCUCACAUUUUUCUUUCACAACCCCAAGCCCUUUUUCACUUUGGCCAAGGAGCUGUACCCUGGGAACUUCAGGCCCAAUGUCACUCACUACUUCCUCCGACUGCUGCAUGACAAGGGGCUGCUUCUGCGUCUCUACACACAGAAUAUUGACGGGCUCGAGAGAGUGUCUGGCAUCCCUACCUCAAAGCUGGUUGAAGCUCAUGGAACCUUUGCCACUGCCACCUGCACAGUCUGUCAAAGCCCCUUCCGAGGGGAGGACUUCUGGGCCGAUGUGAUGGCGGACAGGGUUCCCCGCUGCCAAGCCUGUACCGGGGUUGUGAAGCCCGACAUUGUGUUCUUUGGGGAGCCGCUGCCACAGAGGUUCUUGCUACAUAUGGUUGAUUUCCCCAUGGCAGAUCUGCUGCUCAUCCUUGGGACCUCCCUGGAGGUGGAGCCUUUUGCCAGCUUAUCAGAGGCUGUGCGGAGCUCAGUGCCCCGACUGCUCAUCAACCGGGAUUUGGUGGGGCCCUUGGCUUGGCGUCCUCGCAGCAGGGAUGUGGCCCAGCUAGGGGAUGUGGUUCACAGCGUGGAAAGGCUGGUGGAGCUUCUAGGCUGGACAGAAGAGAUGCAGAACCUUGUGGAGCAGGAAACCAGGAAGCUCAAUGGACAAGACAAAUAGGAGGGUGAUGACUGCCCCACGUGCAAGAAAUAGUGACACAGGAGAGGUCCACACCUCAUUUCAGAUGUGACCUCAUGCUUGAAGACAGCUUGGGCAGAUUUACAAGUAUUGGCUACUGAAGCAGGACAUGCACUCUCAGGAAUGGGUGUGAGGCCAUCCAUGCUGUGAGGAGGGUAUACGCACACUUGGUGCCACCUGACACACAGGAACUGUUUGCUGUGUCCAACUCUUCAUUCUGCUUUUCAUGCAGGAUGUUUUCUUGUGACAGUGAUCCCUCUUGGACUAAAACAGAGUGGACUUUUUCAUAGGUCAGAUGUGCUUUUUCUGUGCUAGGGUCACCGUCCAAAGGGCAGGCUCAGCAGCCCCAGGGGGUAGAAGAGCCAGGCUGUAGAUCUGGGUCCUAGGGUCUUUUAGUUAGAUGAUGUUUUUGGCAUGAAUAUGGAAGGGGAACCUUGAGGUACAUGGGUGUCUCAUACUACUUGAAGAGUCUGAGGAAGGGGAGCAUUUGUCUCUGAAUUCACCCUGGAUAUGGCAGCACUUUCUUUUCCACACUAGCUCUCCUCUCUGAAGGGCAUCAUAUCCUGUUGUUCAACCUUUCCUUGGGAAACUAUGUUCCAGAACAUUCUACCACAUCCUAGCCUGUCUCUUGUCCUCAUGCUGUCACCUACCAGGGCCUCUUCCAGUGGUGCUGCUAGAGUUAAUCUCUAGGAGAUGGAAACACUACUCACCUAAGACCAUGCUGGCUCCUGGCAUCUUGUCAGACUGCUCUCACCCAUGCUCAGGCCACUGGGAUGUGUGAGCAGAGCUUGCUUUUUCUCCUAGGGUCGUAGCAAGGCCCAGCACCAGUAGCUGACCCCUCCAGCACUGACUACUUCCCCUUCACCACCUACCCAUGUGUACAUCCUCCUUCCUGGCAUCCUGGUUGGCUUGGUGUUUCCUGGGGCAAAUGCUUCUCCUGUCCCUGAACCUGGCCUUGCCUGGUGCUGACAGAAUAGAUUUAACUAUUAAGACUCCAUGGAAAGGGGUCCCAUGACCUUGUCUUUCAUUGAGUGGUGACCUAGGAAACAGACUACUACAAAGAAUGAAAUUAGUUCUGUUCUACUUAAUGUUUCCCUACUUGUUAUUUUACAUGUAUAUUCACACUCAUUCUUACCUUAUACUCUUUAUUCCACAAUGAUGUUUCUGUGGCUACUUGUGGUGCACAAUAGAAACCUCAAUGAUGUUUGCACAAGGGGCAUUUUCCUUCAUUCGAAGUAUUCAUAGUCUAAGCCAGGAGGGAU
Molecule: messenger RNA, 2325 nt
Organism: Otolemur garnettii (small-eared galago)
Lineage: Eukaryota; Metazoa; Chordata; Mammalia; Primates; Galagidae
Gene: SIRT3
Product: sirtuin 3
Exons: 7
Coding region: 2-1045 (347 amino acids)
Molecular function (GO): histone deacetylase activity, NAD-dependent; NAD+ binding
Source: RefSeq, a predicted model, not a curated record